AUGUGGCUGCAGAUCUUACUUUUCCUUGGCAUUGUGGUCCGUAGCUUUUCUGCACCCACUCGCUCACCCGCCCUUGUCACCCGGCCUUGGAAGCAUGUCGAUGCCAUCAAAGAAGCCCUGAGCCUCCUGAAUGACACCCCUACCAUGGAGGUGAGUGAGGGAGAGAAUGUAGACAUUGUUUCUGAAGAGUUCUCCAUCCAGAGGCCAACAUGUGUGCAGACCCGCUUGAAGGUGUACGAGCAGGGCCUCCGGGGCAACCUCACCAAACUCAGGGGCGCCUUGAAGAUGAUGGCCAGUCACUACGAGAAGAACUGCCCCCCAACCCCGGAAACUGACUGUGACACCCAAAUCACCACAUAUGAGGAUUUCAUAGACAACCUUAAAGGCUUUCUCUUUGACAUCCCCUUUGACUGCUGGAAACCAGUCCAGAAAUGAGGCGGCCCCGGCCAGCUCUGGAUCCAACUUCUCAGACUGCUGCUUUCGCUCCUGCCAAAUGAGCCAGGAACUCAGGAGUUCUGCCUUGAAGGGACCAACAGUGGGCCACGGCCACUGCGGGAGCAGUACAGACCUCUGAAAAUGCUGAC
Molecule: messenger RNA, 584 nt
Organism: Arvicola amphibius (Eurasian water vole)
Lineage: Eukaryota; Metazoa; Chordata; Mammalia; Rodentia; Cricetidae
Gene: Csf2
Product: colony stimulating factor 2
Exons: 4
Coding region: 1-435 (144 amino acids)
Biological process (GO): myeloid cell differentiation; immune response
Cellular component (GO): extracellular region
Molecular function (GO): cytokine activity; growth factor activity; granulocyte macrophage colony-stimulating factor receptor binding
Source: RefSeq, a predicted model, not a curated record